Messenger RNA from Cladophialophora immunda, 1128 nucleotides. RefSeq lists its product as uncharacterized. Lineage: Eukaryota; Fungi; Ascomycota; Eurotiomycetes; Chaetothyriales; Herpotrichiellaceae. Bases 1 to 1128 code for a protein of 375 amino acids. The record is from RefSeq and is a predicted model, not a curated record. The transcript is spliced from 4 exons.
AUGGCCAAGCUGUUGACCGUUGUCGGUGCCACGGGUACUCAAGGUCUUUCUCUUAUUGAUGCGGCGCUCGAAGAUGGCACCUACAAGAUCAGAGGUCUAACCCGCAAUCCCAAUAGCGAGAAGGCCGCUGCUCUGGCCCGGCGGGGCGUUGAAGUCGUCAAGGCCGAUAUCAACGACGAGCAAUCACUGAUUAGAGCAUUUGCAGGCUCCCACGCCAUCUUCGCCAUAACUGAUUUCUUUGAGCCAUUCAUUACCCACGGGCCCGAAAGGGCAAUUGACAUCGAAGUCGCCCAGGGAAUCAACAUGGCCAGAGCCGCCUCCAAGACAGCCACUCUGGAACAUUACGUCUGGAGCACACUCCCCAACGGCAAUAAGCUGACCGACGGCAAGUACAUCGUGCCACACUUUGAAGGCAAGAACCGGAUCGACGACUAUAUCCGCUCUGAUAAAGCCUUACUCGCCAAGACAACCUUCUUCUGGAUCACCUGGUAUGGGAAUAACUUUGCCUACCCAAUAUUCACACCGAAUUUCUUGAAAACCGCCAAUGCAUACGUCCAACUGUCCCCAGCUCGGCCCGACACUCCCAUCAAGGCAAUCGGCGACCCGCACAAGGACAUUGGGGUUUUCGCCCUCUCCGUUCUGAAGCAACCGGGCCUCACGCUUCGUCCCCAGGGCCGCUUCGUCCUCGCUCACAGCGAAGACACCACGACGGGGAAACUGCUGAGCGACUGGUCCGAAGUCACCGGCAAGCCCUCCACAUACGUGCAAACUUCGCUGGAUGAUUUCAGUGCCGUCUGGCCUGGCUUCGGGCUGGAAAUGGGCAUCAUGAUGGCUAUGUGGAGUGAAUUGAGAGACGAGAGUUGGAGCGGUGAGGAGGGUCUGUUGACGAGGGAGGAGCUGGGCAUCAAACAGAGCGACUUGACCACUGUGAAGAACGCUUACAAUGUGAUGAACUGGGAGGCGCUUUUAAAUGUCUUCACCCACGACCCCGCGGUCUCCUACGCUACGGACGAAGCAGCGGAGAGGAAUCGAGAAGACGCCACGAGCAGAAAGCGGCGAACAAAUGUGAUAAAAGGAAAUCAUACCCUCGGCUUGAAAUGCGUGACGCUACAGCCGCCACCGCGAUAG